Puccinia graminis f. sp. tritici CRL 75-36-700-3 is the source of this 1458-nucleotide messenger RNA. RefSeq lists its product as uncharacterized. The transcript has 3 exons. The coding region runs from base 38 to 1198 and encodes 386 amino acids. NCBI's taxonomy places the organism in Eukaryota, Fungi, Basidiomycota, Pucciniomycetes, Pucciniales, Pucciniaceae. The record is from RefSeq and is a predicted model, not a curated record.
AAACACACCAGCAACACAGACCAACCAAAAACUGACGAUGGCUUCCUCAAACCCGCCUGCAGCUGCAAACCACAUCCCUCUCUGCGAACCCAGCCCAGUGGACAACAUCAACCCACGUCUACCAAGAGUUGGCGAUCACUUUGACAGCUGGGACGACUUUCGAACGUGGUCUCGAAAGGCAGCCGAAGCACGAGGCUUUACGCUCAGCCAGUCUCAAUCUAAAGGCAGCUCAGGGACGAUCGUACUCCGAUGUAGUCGAUUCAAAGAACCCGGGACGGUCGGCCAAAAGAUGGCCGAAAACGGCUGUAAGGUCGUCUACAAAGUCAUGAGGGCUAGGUUCGGUGUCGAAGGCUUCGAGGUCGUAUACGCCUUUGAUGAGCACAACCAUCCCUUCGGACCCGACCUCCCCGUCGGUCACCGUCCCGGUACCAGUCUAUCAGGCCAGCCGCCCAAGAGGAAGAAGGUCAAGACGAGCGCAUCUGGGGGGACCAGCGACGUUGGGAUAGCUGGUUCGAGUCAAUCCCACAACGUCUCCAACGGGGCUACCCCUCCCGCCUCGAGCUCAAAACCAUUCCUAUUCGACCCUUACACCGGCAAGCCGAUCCGAUCAUCCGCCACUCCCAUCCCAACCGCCAGUACUCCCAGUCCACCCACCCAUCUCGAUCCCAUCCAUCAUCAACCAAUCCCCCCUCCAGCCGCCCAGUCUCUCCCACGCGCCCCAAGCAGUCUCAGUGGCACUCCACGCAGUCACUCCUCACGUGGUGGCUCGCGCACAACAAACUAUCCACAUCCCAUCUCUCAGCAGGUAGACAGUUAUCCGGCUGCAAUCCCACUCAAUCCUCCAUCGACGACGGGCAUGGGAAUGAUGACCCCUAACAGUAACCAAUCUCAACUGAAACACUACCCACCACUAAGCAUCAGACUCUCCGUCAAAGCCCAAAACUCGAUCACCGAAUUCCUCAGCAGUCUCUCACCUGCCCUGACCCCCUAUGGCACUCAUUUCAAGUGGCUCGGCGUCCAAUCUCCCGUCGAUCUCUUGGGCUUGAUCGAUUCUGGUGGCGAGGAGGAACUCGAGGUGUUCUUGGACGAGAUUGAUACUUGUGGGAUCGGUGCUAGGGGUGAAGGGGUCAGUCAGGACGAAAAAUCUUUAAUCAUUAGGGGCUUGAGGAAACUCAGUGGAAUCAAAAGUAAAUCUUAAUGGAUGUAAUUUUGCUUUUCAUCUUUUUUAUUCUCUCUUAUGAAGGCCAAGAAAGAAAACGUGAGUUUGUUAAACCCCACAAAAGAGCUGAUAUGCGGUAGUCUGGCUUUUGCCGUUAUGACCCUCAAUUUUUUUUCUUGAAAUAAUUAGUUAUACAAUGUAUGUUCAGAGUGGUUUUGUAGGAAAACAGAUGUAAUGUAAUAGUCUGGUUAAUGCUAGUCACUUGAAUACCAAUUUUAUGGCAUACAUAUUAUACAUGU